This is a messenger RNA of Ixodes scapularis (black-legged tick), 956 nucleotides long. RefSeq names its product THAP domain-containing protein 5. The transcript is spliced from 4 exons. The record is from RefSeq and is a predicted model, not a curated record. The coding region runs from base 16 to 639 and encodes 207 amino acids. NCBI's taxonomy places the organism in Eukaryota, Metazoa, Arthropoda, Arachnida, Ixodida, Ixodidae.
GUCUGGCGCGCGAAAAUGGCGAAAAGAGAACCGAAGGUAUCUAAAGGGUCGUCUAAAGGCUGUUGUGCGGUAGGAUGUCGGAACAAACAGACGAAGCAGGCGCCUGUAUCUUUUUUUCGGUUUCCGAAGGAUCCUGCGAGACGGGAGGCAUGGAAGCGCAGCGUGGGGCGUGCCGGAUGGACACCGUCGGAUGGGUCGGUUUUGUGCUCUGACCACUUCACGGCCGACUCUGUUGACUGUCAAAAGUUCCGUUCUGCGUUCGGGAUGCCAGCGAUGAUGCCGAGACUCAAGCCAGAUGCGGUGCCAACGCUGUUCGGCAUUUGUCAAGCUCCGUCAACGAUACUGCGCGACGAAGAGCGGAGAGAGACGGAUCAAAGGCCGCCAAGCACGGCAUCCAAGUACCUGCAAGUGGCACUGAAACCCUGGUCUAGAGAGGCGAAAGUCCAGACUGUACCAGGAGGCGGCAUACACAUCGCUACGCAGACAACCUGUUCCAUGGCCAACCCGGUCUGCACCUCCUCACGGACUCGUGCCACAGCAAAGCUAUGUUGGUGCAGCGGGCAGGUGUGCGGAUCUGCGGCCCGCACCAGGCCACACACCCGUCUGCUCGGCUCAGCACAUGCUCGUCGACACAGAUGAAAGGGCGACCGUCGACAAAGCAGACGCACCUUACGUUUUCCCGGUUGGGGACGAAAGCACAGACACAAUCGCCCAGUGCGAAAGCCUCAUCUCUGGACGACCUCGUGCCUCGUCUGCCUCAAAAGCAUUCCUCCCCGGGUACGUGUGUCUGGGACGUCGGUUCAGCCGGGUACGACUAGAGCCGCCAGAAAGCUGCAGUUCAGAGUGACAACACCAGUGUUGCCAUCUUUUUUUUGCACGCUCCGCUAAAUUGAGACCAGGAAGUCGCUAAACUAUUCGCUGAAUUCCAAAAAGCUUAUUAAACCCUUUUAAAGUAA